GGUGAACCCCCAUGCCAGUUUUACUUGAAAACUGGAACCUGUAAAUUUGGGGCGUCAUGCAAAUUCCACCAUCCAAAGAAUGCUGGUGGAUCCAUGACCCACGUUCCACUAAAUAUAUAUGGAUACCCAGUACGAGAGGGUGAUAACGAAUGCUCCUACUAUUUGAAAACGGGGCAAUGCAAAUUUGGUAUAACCUGUAAAUUUCAUCAUCCUCAGCCUGCUGGUACAACUGUCCCACCACCACCACCAGCAUCUGCACCUCAGUUUUAUCCAUCGGUGCAGUCACUUAUGCCUGACCAGUAUGGAGGUCCAUCUUCUAGCUUGAGAGUUGCAAGAACUCUUCUUCCCGGUUCUUAUAUGCAAGGCGCCUAUGGUCCAAUGCUAUUAACCCCCGGGGUCGUUCCUAUUCCAGGCUGGAGUCCUUAUUCGGCACCUGUGAGCCCUGCUCUAUCUCCUGGUGCGCAGCACGCUGUUGGGGCAACUUCUUUAUAUGGAGUUACACAGCUCUCUUCCACCACUCCUUCGCUUCCCGGGGUUUAUCCAUCUCUGUCCUCUCCUACAGGUGUUAUACAGAAAGAACAGGCCUUUCCAGAGAGACCUGGUGAACCAGAGUGCCAAUACUAUUUGAAAACAGGAGAUUGUAAGUUUGGAACAUCUUGUAAGUUUCAUCAUCCUCGAGAUCGGGUUCCACCAAGAGCUAAUUGCAUCCUCAGCCCCAUUGGUCUUCCUCUACGCCCGGGUGUGCAACGCUGCACUUUCUACUUGAAUGAUGUGUGUUGUUAA
Molecule: messenger RNA, 783 nt
Organism: Arabidopsis lyrata subsp. lyrata
Lineage: Eukaryota; Viridiplantae; Streptophyta; Magnoliopsida; Brassicales; Brassicaceae
Product: zinc finger CCCH domain-containing protein 32
Exons: 6
Coding region: 94-783 (229 amino acids)
Molecular function (GO): metal ion binding; mRNA binding
Source: RefSeq, a predicted model, not a curated record